AUGCAACAAGUCAGCAAAUCUCCAAUCCUUGUCAAACCACUACUUUCCAAAGAAACACUAGUCAAAUUGACAGUAUUUGAUAAUUUGGCACCUGCUCUUCCAUUUCACUUUCAAUUUGCAUAUAGAAAUGAAAAAUCGGAACCAAACUUUAUGAAUGCAACUGAACUGAUGAGUGCACUGGAAAAGACUUUAUCUAUCUUUCCAAUAUUCGCCGGCAGAACAGUAAGAAAUAACGAAGGUGAAUGGUUUGUAGAUAUUCGAAACGAAACUUGUGGUGUUCCCUUCACCAUUGCACAAGCCAAUUUUAACCUUGAUGAUUUCGAUAAGGGAGAUUACGACCAAUAUCCUAAAGAUCUAUACACCCAAUGGAAAGGCAUUCAAGAUGCUCCACUUCAAAUUCAAGUUACUUAUUUCAAAUGUGGUGGAGUUUUGUUAGUUUCAGAAUUGUUACAUCAAUUAGGAGAUGGUGAUUCUCAUGCUCAGUUCUUGCAUAGAUGGUCUCAACUAUUCAGGGGUGAAAGUAUUGACAAUAUACGAUAUGAUUGCUUGAAUAGGAAUGAAGUGAUUAAGGUUUCGAAUAAGGAAUCACCAAAGUCAUUUCCAUUCUGGACUCAAAGUGAAGAACAUAUCAAUUAUGAAGAAUUGUAUGCCAAGAUUGGUCAAUGUACUGCCAAGAUGAUUAAAUUCAGUGAAAAAGAACUUCAAGCCAUGAAGAAGGAAGCAAUGUCAUCUAUUGAACUAUCGAAUGCAAACUCAUGGAUUAGUACCAAUGAUGCUCUCUGUUCACACAUGUGGAAACUCAUCACCAAAGCAAGAAACCUUUCGAAUUCUCAAACUUCUUGUCUUUUACAUUCGUGUAAUGUAAGAAAACCAUUGAAUAUCCAAAAAGAUUACUUUGGUUAUCUAGUAAUGAAUGGACAAUCUGAUAGAAUCUCUGUCGAAUCCAUUCUCCACUCCAAUUUAUCCACUCUUGCACCUGUGUCCAGACAUGCAGUCAACCGAACCAUGGACAAACAACAUGUCCAAGAUUUCAUUGAUUGGAUUUCAGUUUCUAAAAAAGUUAGACCAUCAGACAUGCAUGUCCUAUUUGGAACUGAUGUUUUCGCCACCUCAUGGGUUGCAUUCAAUCUAUUCGAUUUGAAAUUCUCAAACGAAAGUCCAAUUUUCGUUGGUGAAAUUCCAACAAUUUUGGAUGGCGUUUUCAAAAUUGUGGAAGGUGUUGAGAAGGGUAGUUUAGUUGUUCAAUUGAGUUUGUGGAGAGAGCACAUGGAAAGGUUGUUGAAAGAUCCUGAAUUGCAUAAAUAUCAAUAA
This is a messenger RNA of Naegleria gruberi, 1311 nucleotides long. RefSeq lists its product as uncharacterized. Lineage: Eukaryota; Heterolobosea; Eutetramitea; Acrasida; Naegleriidae. The transcript has a single exon. Bases 1 to 1311 code for a protein of 436 amino acids. Gene Ontology annotation, molecular function: acyltransferase activity, transferring groups other than amino-acyl groups. The record is from RefSeq and is a predicted model, not a curated record.